CCUUUAUCCCAUUUAAUUCAAGAUUCAUUCUUUCCAAGAUUCAUUUUUUUUCAGCUAAGUUUACUCCACACACAUACACACACACGGAAUCUGCGUGAGCUGCAAUGGGGGAUCAUGAACAUCACAAGGAAGAGGAGAAGAAGGAGGAGUCGCUGAUUGAGAAAAUCGCCGAUAAAAUUCACGAUCGCGAUUCGUCUUCCUCGUCGUCUGAUUCCGACGACGAGAAGAAGCAGUCGCUGAAGGACAAAGUCUACCGCCUCUUCGGCCGGGAGAAGCCUCUUCACAGAGUCCUCGGCGGCGGCAAACCUGCUGAUGUUUUCCUAUGGAGGGACAAGAAGGUUUCGGCUGGAGUGCUCGGUGGGGCUACGGCUGCUUAUGUCUUGUUUGACGUGCUCGAGUAUCAUUUCCUUACGUUGGUCUGUCACGUUUUGAUGCUUGGUCUAAUUGGUCUCUUCUUGUGGUCGAGCGCGAACACCUUCAUAAAGAAGUCUGCACCGCACAUUCCACAAGUGGUUAUCCCAGAAGAGCCUGUAAUGAAGUGUGCCUCUGCACUGAGGAUUGAAAUUAAUCGAGGCUUUGCUGUUCUAAGGGACAUUGCUUCUGGGAAAGAUUUAAAGAAGUUCCUAUCGGUAAUUGCUGGCUUGUGGGUUUUGUCCUUGGUGGGUGGUUGCUGCGACUUCUUGACGCUUCUAUACACAAUUACUGUAGCAUUGUUCACCGUGCCAAUCUUCUACGAGAAGUACGAGGACAAGGUGGACUUCUAUGGUGAAAAGGCGCUGGCUGAGCUCAAGAAACAGUAUGCCGUAUUUGAUGCUAAAGUUUUGAGCAAGAUUCCAAGGGCGCUGAAAGACAAGAAGAAGGACUGAAGUUGCUUUAGGUUUGCAUGUGCGUUUUUGUAUGUUUUUUCCUGUUAUCAUCAGUUGAUGUAUCAUUGGGUUUGGGUUUUAUCAUAUAUCCUAUGUUGAUAUGAUUACUAGCUAAAUACAUGGUUAUAACUCAUAACUUGACUUCACCUUUGUAAAGUAUGAUGUUUUUUUUUUCUUGACGUAUGGAAGAAGUGGUGGUUAUUUCUGUU
Salvia hispanica is the source of this 1075-nucleotide messenger RNA. RefSeq names its product reticulon-like protein B3. Lineage: Eukaryota; Viridiplantae; Streptophyta; Magnoliopsida; Lamiales; Lamiaceae. Gene Ontology annotation, biological process: response to bacterium. The record is from RefSeq and is a predicted model, not a curated record.